GACGUCCAACUACUCUGUUCAUCAUCUGGACUCAACUGUUCGCACUCUGUGUGUCUGAGUCGCAUCUAUUAAGAUGUCUUCAACUACCUCAAUACAGCCACCCAAAUGGGUGGUGGAAAUGAACACACCUCUUGCCAAACGCUCCGGAAAGACCAACAACUUUCGCAGCCCACCGGGCUUCACCACCAAGGCAUCAGGCAAGCAGCAAGAAACCCGCUCAACCACCGACCGCAAACCCAUCGAAACUGACACCCUCAAGCUCAAAAAGGCAUGGGAAGUCGCCCUUGCACCGUCGAAACAAAUCCCCAUGAACGCAAUCAUGAUGUACAUGUCCGGCAACAGUCUGCAAAUAUUCAGUAUCAUGAUGGUGUUUAUGCUCUUCAAGGGCCCUAUUCAGGGCUUGAUGGCUACGAAUACGCAAUUUUUGAAAUUCGAGACGGAGUCGAAUAAGACUAAGAUUUGGGGUUGUAAGGCUGUUUAUGUUUUGAUGCAAUUGGCGCUAUUGGGGAUGGGCGUUUGGAAGGUCAAUGCUAUGGGAUUGUUGCCGACUACAAGGUCGGAUUGGUUGGCUUGGGAGUCGGAGAGAAUAUCGCUAGAACGUGCUUAUUUUGCGUUCGGUUAGAUGAUGAGAUGUUUAGAAUGUAUACAGGUUACUAGUCCUACAUACAUGGAUGUUAUGUCAGUAUGAUGCUGACUGAACUAUGUUCUAAUGUAUCAAUGUGAACUACAUAUAUACUUAUGUCUUUAAUGCCCGAAACUACCAAGGUAUGCAUGACAGAACGCUCACAAUAAUCCCGAAAGGUCCAAAUCUUGUGCAUCAUGCAUUUAUUCCGCCUCCUCUCGCAGACGCCUUUCCUCUCUCCAUUUCGGUCCAUAACCCAUCAAAA
Messenger RNA from Talaromyces stipitatus ATCC 10500, 887 nucleotides. RefSeq names its product ER membrane DUF1077 domain protein, putative. The record is from RefSeq and is a predicted model, not a curated record. Lineage: Eukaryota; Fungi; Ascomycota; Eurotiomycetes; Eurotiales; Trichocomaceae. The transcript is spliced from 3 exons. Gene Ontology annotation, cellular component: EMC complex. The coding region runs from base 74 to 622 and encodes 182 amino acids. Gene Ontology annotation, biological process: protein folding in endoplasmic reticulum.